AUGCGGCUGAGGGGAGCCUGGCUGGGCCCGAGAGAGGCCGCGGAGGAGGAGGAGACCACCGGUUGGCGCUGCCGCUUCCACCUUCCCCUGCCUGGAGGCGGCGGCGGCAGAAGGAGGAUGUGGCGGGCCCGGUCGGCGGCCGCCUGCAUUUUCUGUCGAAAUCGAGCAAAUGGGACCUAUGGAGCAAGAGCGAAGUCGCCACUGCAGAAACUGCAUCUUGUUUCCCGAAGUAUUCAUCAUUCCUGCAAUCCUGUUUCCAAAUUUCAAAGGCUGCCAUUACGGAUCUCAGUACAGCAGUUCUCCAUUCUUAAUCAUUUUCCCUUACGCAACAGCAAACUCCUCCUCAUAAAGUAUGGAUCCCAACCCCAGAGGACCUUUUGGCUAGCUAGAGUGGCUUCAAGGCUUCUAAAACUUCGCUAUAUUGUCUUAGGAUCUGCUGUGGGUGGUGGCUACACAGCCAAAAAGACAUAUAACCAAUGGAAAGACAUGUUGCCAGAUCUCAGCGAGUACAAGUGGAUUGUUCCUGACUUCGUAUGGGAAAUUGAUGAAUAUAUUGACUUCGAAAAAAUUUCAAAAGCUCUUCCUGAUUCAGAAGACUUUGCUAAGCUGCUUCCUGACUUUGACAAGAUUGGAGAGAGCUUCAGAUCGCUGUCGGGUUUCUUCACUCCUGGUUCUUCAGGGGAUACGGCAUUCAGAGCUACAGACCAGGGACGUGAGAAUGAGAAGCAAUAUAAGAAGGGUCUUCUUGGUGAGCUCAUUCUGUUGCAGCAGCAAAUCCAGCAGCACGAAGAGGAGGUACGCAGAGUCGCUGACCAAUACAGCACAGGUUCCUCCCAACAGAAGCGAAAGUCCAUGGGUGGGUGGGUAGCGCUGUCAUGGAGAGCGAGCUCCCAGGCACCCCCUACUACUGUGCAGGCCCGUGACCCCCCCACAUGCGCCACCUACCUCUUCUUUGACGUAACAGUUGGUUGUGCUGCAGGCACAAGCCUGCCAUCAACCAAGAUGGUGGCCGAGGUUCCAUAA
Messenger RNA from Rhineura floridana, 1023 nucleotides. RefSeq names its product dynamin-like 120 kDa protein, mitochondrial. Lineage: Eukaryota; Metazoa; Chordata; Lepidosauria; Squamata; Rhineuridae. The record is from RefSeq and is a predicted model, not a curated record. The transcript is spliced from 2 exons. The coding region runs from base 1 to 1023 and encodes 340 amino acids.